CGAGUUUUGUGUCAGUAGGUGGUUUUAAACCUAGACAAUAUCCAUGGUUUCGACGAAACCAUGGGGCUUGGGUUAGCCGUACACUUUGUGCGGAACCAAACGAAAUCGGUAAUGUUAUUUCGUUUCUGUACCUUGCCUAGGGUAAGGAGAGAGCACUCAGGAUGGAAUAUUCUUUUACAGCAAUCAGCACCCUAUUACGGUUCUUACAUUCUUAAAACAGCAUCCACAAUUAACGUGUUCGGCAUCGUGUAUUUGGUGCAGGAAAAGCAAGUGAACCGCUCAGCACCAUUGUCUCAAGCAUCAGGCUCCGAUGGUUGGGCCACGUGUUGCGCAUGUCAGCACACCGACUCCCGCGACGUACAUUGUUUGCGCGCCGGGGGUGCGGUUGGAAGAGGAGGAGGGGAGGCCAAGCGAUGGCUUGGUCGAGAGAAAUGAAAACCCUAACUUUGAAGUUGGCGUCGGUUGGCGCAUCCGGACUGCCUGGCUGGGGUCCUAAGGACGAUGAACACGUUUUCUUGGACACACUUGCACAUAUGGCUAGGAGCCGGCCCCAAUGGCGUUUGUGUUGUGAGUUCCUUUUCCACCCUGCUCCUGCUUAACCUCACCCUCCAUUCACGAUCUCAUUCGCUAGGCAUAAUAUAACUCUUUUUACGGCACGAUAGCCGGCUGUUAGCUCUCCGGAACGAUGUCCAUCCGUUACUGGGGACUCA
Dicrocoelium dendriticum is the source of this 710-nucleotide messenger RNA. The record is from the annotation of a GenBank genome assembly. NCBI's taxonomy places the organism in Eukaryota, Metazoa, Platyhelminthes, Trematoda, Plagiorchiida, Dicrocoeliidae.